Molecule: messenger RNA, 561 nt
Organism: Symbiodinium natans
Lineage: Eukaryota; Dinophyceae; Suessiales; Symbiodiniaceae
Source: the annotation of a GenBank genome assembly
AUGCUGAACGACUUCGGACGAAACAGCUUCUACCAAGAAGCACUCCAGGCAGCCUUGGCUAGGAUCUUGGCCAUCGAGGCGAACCCUGGCUUCAAGACACGCCUGGCUUGUGCUUCGCGAGUCGGGGCCGGGAAUCUGCAUCUCGCAGAGCUCGCAGCCAAGACCAUUGAGGGAAACAGAAUGCUCUAUCCCAACACAAACAUCAGUCUCAUUGCGCAGCUGUCCACGCAAGUUGAUCUCGGCACUCUAGGGGGCAAAGCUGACAUUCUGGUGACCGAGACCUUCGGUACAAUGCUGUUGGGCGAAGGAGCUCUGACGUUCCUGUCAGAUGCCAGGGAGAAAAGGGACAGCAAAGGAGACCGUCUCCUGAAAGAGGGCGGCCAGAUCAUUCCUGCUGGUGGGUGCCAGUAUGUGACGCUGGUGCAGAUGUCUGAGGCGGUGUGGUCGCCUCCACCAUGGCGUGGCUUCAAUCUGAGCCAACUUGAGGAUCUCCAAGACACAGUCUACUGGAAGGCAGACUCGGAUGACUCCACGAGGGGGAAGGUCGUAGACUCUUUCUGA